Molecule: messenger RNA, 4267 nt
Organism: Bombus pascuorum
Lineage: Eukaryota; Metazoa; Arthropoda; Insecta; Hymenoptera; Apidae
Gene: Dbx
Exons: 4
Coding region: 1889-3499 (536 amino acids)
Biological process (GO): regulation of transcription by RNA polymerase II
Molecular function (GO): DNA binding; DNA-binding transcription factor activity, RNA polymerase II-specific
Source: RefSeq, a predicted model, not a curated record
UAUUAUUAUUAUUAUUAUUAUUAUUAUGGUUAUAAUCAUACACCCAGGCAGCGUAAUCGUUAUAAUCGUUAUAGCGGCGGUUUAAAGCAGGAGAAAAGUGGCCGGCGAAGCAAUUAUACCUACAAGAAAAUCACAUUGGGCGAAACGAUCUCGUACAACACGUACGUUCACACGCGCGCACGCUGCCGCGUGUGUAUAGCGUCAAUGUGUUACCAGCAAUAGACGGGCCACGGUACCUAACCACGCCGAUAAAACGGCACACGUACAUCCGCGGCGUCGAUAGUAGUGAGAGAUAAUAAUGUUGAUAAGGGUGUAGAGAGAACCGCUCGGCAACCCCUACUGGCUCCGGUGGCUAAACCGAACGAAUAUAAGAGCGAAAAGGACAUAGCAAAACUGUGCGCGUAGUUGUGUAGCGCGUAUGUACGUGUAUCUGGAAGGGGCGAGAAGAAGAAGGAUACAGAGGGUGAGAGCAAGCAAGAGGGAGUAAGAACGGGGUGAAAGAAAGAGAGAGGAAGAGAGAGAGAAAACACGCGCGGUAGUCAGAGGGGUGAGUAGGCGUGGCUAUGGACUACCCUCGAAGCAGCCGAUUGGACGGACCGUUGGUCUGCUUCGUCAAAUAAAAUCCAAUCGUUAGGACCAAAGGAAUGCGAGUCUCCUAGCUUUUUUCCUCCCUUGCCACUUGGCAAGCCACCCCUGCCUCUGUACCGUGCACCGUGGCCUUCCCACUCCAUUCCUUCUUCUCCGGAGCUCCGUCCCUUUUCCGCCUUCUGCGUCUCCCUUCCGUUACCUUUAAAGGGGGUGCGCGCAGCGCCGUUUGAUGGGAGUAUGAUUUUAUUACGGCAUUACCGAGCGAGCCAAACCCCGAAUUGCUCGGCUUAUAGUCUGUAUUAUCUCACCUAAGAGGGAAGAGGAGGGGCGGUUUGCACGCCGGUUUUCUCCAAGAGGUGGAACGGUAUCGAGAAGGGGCAAGGGUACAGAGUAACACACUCCCUCCUCCCUUCUACACCCUCUUCUACCUAUAUACCCACAAGCCACUGGCUAUACGUUAAAGGGGGCUGUUUCGUGAAUCCCGCUUCACGGGGAAGGGGCAACACAGCUAGCUAUAUGCCUUUGUCAGCUUUCAUUCGAGGGUUGCACGCUCUCACGUUGCGCUGCCACACUCUGGGCACCCCUUCUUUCUCUCUCUCUCUGUCUCUCUCUCUAUCCCUCUCUCUGCGCUCGCAUGCACGUCAGUUGACAUUCCGCUGCCGAAAUCGCACGUUCUUCCACGACGUAACCACCUUCGUGACAGUUCCGUGGCGGUUGAUUACUUGCGAAGUGAUAUGACACGCGUCUACGGUUCUAUCGAACGUUUCUGUGAUUUUUGAGUGAGACCAUGCCAUGCUCCGCAGUCGCGUGCUUCGAUUAACGCAUCGAUCCGACACGAGGACUCGGACAUACGCGCGAAUGGAUCGAGGGACGAUAUAGUGAUGUUCGUUUAGUCACUGCUGGUUUUGCAAAGAUGACGAAGAUACGCGUGUAAUGUCGAUUUCGAAUAUCGUGAGAGCUAUCGAUGCUGUUUACGCUGGCUGGAGCCGGAGAACUCGAGGACUUCGUUGAUUUAUACUUAAAUAGAAAGCAACGAGUGUUAAAUUGUGUAUAAAGCUCUUGAGUAGAUAGUAGCUGUAGUAAAAACUACGACUUUAAUGUAUAAUACAUUUGAUACAAGUAUCAGAUUGAGUGAACCAAAGGAAAUGUAUUUGUGAUUCAUAUUAGCUCAAAUAUUAUUAUCGAUUGUCAAAGACAAUACCAUUAUCGCAAGGAGAACAAUACGAUUCUGUGAUCGAAACAGAAGACCAAUCGGUGGAAACGAAGUUUGGGGGGGGUAGAGGGGAGGGACAGCAGUGGUAUGUUUCCUUCGUCAGCGGCGAUGCUGAAGAAUCUGCAACAAAGUGCAAUGACCUCGCCGUUUUUGAUGGAGAACUUGCUCCAGAGCAAGGCGUCGCCCGGUGCCGAUCUAACCAGCUUGACCUUGAACUGGGCGGCGAGUCUGGUAGCGAGACAGCGGGAACGAGAAUGCGAGGCGAACCUAAGGAUCUCCAGGGAGAAGGUCUCGCCGUCGAGCGCGAAUCAGGAUCAGCUGGAUCAACGAUCCUCCACCGGUGCACGUGGCUCGGAUCGUGGAAGUUCGAUGAUCGAUUGCAGGGACCAUCAACGAGGAUCUUCCGGGAGGAUCGAUCGACAGAAUGAUCGCAUGCACAUUCUACGAGAGAAGGACGGUAUGGAGAGGAAUCAGAUCACGUACGUGGACGUGGACAACGAGAGAAUCGACGGGCACGUAAUCGUGGAUCGUUUAUGUGCGAUGGAGAGGCUCUGUAACGAGAGGAUCGAGAACCGAUCGAGUUCCGCGGUGGACUCGUGCAACUCGAACGUCGACGAGGAUCCGACAAGUAUCGAGAUGGACGGAGGACUUCAAGGCGAGAGGGAAAAGGACGAUGGAAUUCUAGGAGGUGAACGCGUAACGGCAUUACAGCCGGACAGGCGGUACGACCUUGGAUGCAGAAACGUCAUGCACACGUCCGAUGAGAUGACGAUUCAAGGGGAGAGAGACGUGGCGGUCGAGCGUGUCGUCGACAGGAUAGGUGAGAGAACGACCGCCUGUUCCUGCGGCGAUGAGCAGUGCUUAGGACCCGCAUGCAGAACCAUCCAGGAGAAGGAGAAGCCGCAGCUCAAGUUCAGCGUCAACGCUAUACUUGGCGGCAAUCAUGACAGGCGACCGCAUUCGGAGAAUUUCCAAGGACUUCCGCCGGAAGCGAUACCGGCGUUCUUGCAGAAUUUACAAAAUUCUGCGAGUUACAGUAUCGCGAAACCGAUCGCCAGACCAGCGGCUUAUCAUCCUUAUCACAGGCCGAGUCAUCAGCCACCUCAGCGUCAUUUACCCCCGAAUGCGCACCACACGUUGCAACAAUUGUUCUACAGGGGACCCUACUUAACAGUUGCGGGUUCUGGAACUGGAGGUCAUCAUCCGGGUGCUCCAGGUGGUGGGACAGCGUUUCCAGGUGCGAUUCAAGGUGGUCUGGGUGAUUUCACGAGCACUGGCCUGGUAUUUCCAUGGGCAACAAACGCACGUGGAAAACCUCGUCGAGGAAUGAUGAGAAGAGCGGUUUUCUCGGACCUUCAAAGACGUGGCCUUGAGAAGAGGUUUCAGAUACAAAAGUACAUCAGCAAGCCAGAUCGUAAGAAAUUGGCUGAGAAACUCGGCCUGAAGGAUUCUCAGGUGAAGAUUUGGUUCCAAAAUCGGCGAAUGAAAUGGAGGAAUAGCAAAGAGAGAGAGUUGCUAGCAACCGGAGGUUCUCGAGAACAAACGUUGCCAAACAAGAACAAUCCGAAUCCUGACUUAAGCGACGCGGAUGGAGACAGGCCGAGGAUGGACUUGAGCGACGUGAGUCCUUUAACGAGUCCUCAACGGCCGGAAGAACAAACAGAGAACGAAGAAGACGAGGAGAUCAAUGUCACGUGAUGAAAUUCCAGUGAACAUCCUGAUAUAAACGUGUUCGUUUGAUGAGACACGAUCGUGACUCAUAAUUCAGGAUUAAAAACAAAGAACAAUUAGCAGGCAGUGAAAGUGUAUGAAAAACACAUCUGGUGAAUUUCAAAGGAAGUUUCACUACCGCUUAAAUCAUAAUCAAAAUGUGUCUGUUCGAUGAAAUAAUAAUGGUUCGUUACAGAUUCGGGACUCACAGGAGAAAAUUUGACAAUUUAGACUACGAUUGAGGAUAAAAAUUUUAAUCGAUCGAGGUCACUAAGUUAUCUAUGAUAUUUAAUUAUUUUAUAUAUUGAGAAAUGUAAAAGAUUGCGUUUGAAUUGACUAUAAAUAUUCAAUAUACCAAUACAUUAUAUAAGAAAAAGGAAUAAAAAGCAAUAUUGAGUCAUGUUUGGUAGAUGUAACUUGCAGUUAAAGUGACCUUGAAUGUAUGAAAGCAUUCUAUAAUUUAUCCGUAAAAUUUUUAUGGAACUUGAAAAAAACGUUCGUGAGAGUGAUAGAUUCUCCUGUGCGUAUCCUGAGAUUUGGAGCUUUCAAAUAAUUUCCAAUCCUUUAACGGUAAUACAAUCUUUGUAUUUAGAAAUUGCAACAUUGUUUUUUUUAACGGUAAAGCUCAUCUUUGUGUAGAUGUAAUUUUACUUUUUGCGAUCUGUGACCCCAUCUUCCAAUAACUAGAUGAUAUAAAACAAUCAGAAAUAUAUGACACGAUGAAAAUCGUAACAGAAUUGUGACAAAAUAAUUUCC